AUGAACACUUCAACGGAGAUAAAUGACCUCUCAAAGCUCUCUACUCUUGUUGGGCCGACCGAGCCAUCCCUUUGGAAUAUCACACUCAGUCAGCUACUCAAGCAGCAAACAGAAACUACUCCUUCAGGUCAAUGUGUUGUCUUUCCUGAAGCUGGAUAUAGAGCAACAUACCAACAACUUUAUCAAAGUACACUUGCUGUCGCCAAAGGUCUGGUGGCAGCUGGAAUACGCCGUGGAGACAAUAUUGGAAUAUUCGCUGGCAACUGUCCUCCAUAUGUGGAGCUUUUCUUUGCUGCUUCACAUAUUGGUGCCGCUCUAGUAGUUCUAAAUUGCACCUACAACCCCUCGGAGCUUAGGUUUGCUUUGAAGCACUCAGGAUGCCGCCUGUUGUUUAUUAGUUCAAGGAUCGGGAGGAUAUCCAGCCAAGAGGUGCUAAAGAUGCUAGAAAGCGAAGAUAGUUGUGCGAGCCUAGUUGAGCUGCAGGAAGUAAUCCUUCUGCAGAAGAGCAGUCAAUGGGCCUUCCGUGAGUAUGCGGACUUGGUUCGUGGAGGUGAAGGGAUAAGCGAUAGUCAGAUUGCUACAAGAAUGUCUACGGUUGAGCCAAAUGAUAUGUGCAAUCUUCAGUUCACUAGUGGAACAACUGCUGCGCCAAAAGCAGCUAUGUUAACUCAUAACAAUCUUGUCAAUAAUGGUCGAUUUAUUGGAGAUCGGAUGAGAUUAUCUGAAGAAGAUAUCAUAUGCUGUCCGCCUCCUUUGUUUCAUUGCUUCGGCCUCGUUCUUGGACUGUUAGCAGCCCUGACCCAUGGAAGCAGCAUUGUUUUUCCUAGCGAGACAUUCCAAGCUCAAAAGGUCCUCCAAGCACUUUCAAAAGAACGUUGCACGGCUCUCCAUGGAGUUCCAGCGAUGUUUUCUGCAGAACUCGAGCUUUUACAGCCAGGUGCAGACCUUUCCAGGCUUCGCACUGGCAUUGCUGCAGGGGCUCCAGUUCCUCGGAAGAUGAUGUUGGACUUGCAAAAAACCUUUAAUAUGUCCGAGAUCACAAAUACAUAUGGUAUGACGGAGACAUCUCCCGCGAGCUUUAUGACAUUUACAGACGACCCGGUUGAGAAACGGUUAUCGACAGUCGGCAAGCUUCUUCCCCACAUGCGAGCAAAAAUAAUUGAUGCGAAUGGUGAGAUCGUGCCGACUGGAGCCAGAGGAGAGCUCUGCGUUGCGGGCUUUGCUCUGCAGCUUGGUUACUGGCGCAAUCCCCAAAAGACAGCUGAGGCGAUGCGGACUGAUCAGGAUGGAAUACGCUGGAUGCAUACAGGAGACGAAGCAGUAUUCGACAAUGAGGGUUACUGCCGCAUCACCGGGAGGAUAAAAGACAUUAUCAUUCGAGGCGGGGAGAAUAUUCUUCCCUUGGAAAUCGAAGAGCGACUCGUGCAACACCCUUCGAUUAUCCAAGCAAGCGUUAUUGGGAUUGCCGAUACGAAGUAUGGUGAGGCAGUGGGUGCAUUCCUCCAGCAUCGAACAACACAUGAACAGCCAUCACAAGAAGAACUGGCAAAAUUUGUAAGGGAGACGUUGGGCUGGCACAAAGCUCCUGUGCACGUAUUCUGGUUAAGCGUGGAUGAAGACUUCCCUAAGACUGGAAGCGGGAAGAUCAAGAAACAUGUCUUGAAGGAAAAGGGAGCUGAGCUUAUCAGGAAAGACAUGCGGUCAGCUAAACUCUAA
Molecule: messenger RNA, 1716 nt
Organism: Lachnellula hyalina
Lineage: Eukaryota; Fungi; Ascomycota; Leotiomycetes; Helotiales; Lachnaceae
Product: putative acyl-CoA synthetase
Exons: 5
Coding region: 1-1716 (571 amino acids)
Biological process (GO): fatty acid metabolic process
Molecular function (GO): medium-chain fatty acid-CoA ligase activity
Source: RefSeq, a predicted model, not a curated record